Medioppia subpectinata is the source of this 951-nucleotide messenger RNA. NCBI's taxonomy places the organism in Eukaryota, Metazoa, Arthropoda, Arachnida, Sarcoptiformes, Oppiidae. The record is from the annotation of a GenBank genome assembly.
UUGAUUUGGUGGUUAAGAUGAGAACCGGUUAUUACGAUGUGGACACACAGAUUGUGCGGGACAUGUAUCGUGUGGUGACGCCUCCCAUAUCAGACUUCAAGAGUUUAGGCUAUUAUAUUGGCCGCGAAUGUGCGAAACUGCCCACAUAUCGAUUGGAAAGGAUGACAUCGCCUGUGUUUAAGCGAAGCAUUGAUCAGUCCUCUGAACAAAAUGUUGUGUUCUCUGAGUUCGCCGGCCUUGGGAUACAUGAGUUUCAGAUCGUGAACCUUCAGGACGCGAAGGGAAUCAAAUGAGUGCUUCACUCACUUGUGUUAUCUCUUUUUAUUGAUUGGAUUCAACGGUUAAUUGUUUUUCAGUGAUCACUCAACUAAUUGUAAAUUUUGUUCUCAUGUUUUUGAGUCAUUGAUCUUAACUAAUGUUAGCCAAAGCGUUAUUUUUAAUGACAUCCUAUAUAUAGUGAACCCUAUAUAACCAAAUGCUGUAAUUUAUAUUUAAAAAAGUACUUUAAUAUCACUUCUUGUAUUGUAAACACUUCUGAGAUUUAGUCACCGAUUGGUGUGAUAUAAUAAUUAUGACUUUAAUUUUACCCUAAUUUUCGGUUUUAGUUUCACUUCAAACUAUAUCAAAUAUAUAACAAAAAUUAGAGAUUUUUUUGGUACAUUUGAAUGAAUUUAGAUUCUAAUAUAAAAUCCAUAUUACAGUUAUGGAUAUUUGUUGCGAGAAUUGUUAGUCGUUUUAUCUUAGGUUUAGACACUUAAUGUAUCACUUUGUCUGGAUUGGAGCCAUAAUACCCUAAUAAUGUAAUAUUUAUUUUGAAAAUAUGAUAUACAUCUAUAACUUAUUGCUUAUUCUAUAAUUCUGUACAUUAAAUAAUAUAUACUUAAGUUUAUUUCUAAAAAUAAGUUACAAAUUCUUUAAUGAAAAUAAAUAAAUUGAAAGUUUUAUUUUAAA